UUUCCGCCGUUUCUUGGCUGACCUAACGCGUUCACUUUAUCUUGAAAUUGUUCCAGUUUCUUUGUUUGUUUGCUAGCUUGGUUACAUAACGGUGCGGCUUUUCUUGUUGCAGGUCUGAUCGAUUUGAGCUCAUUCUGAAAGAGAGGGAGACAUGUCGAAGACGCUGGUGCAGCCCGUCGGGCAGAAGAGGCUGACCAACGUGGCCGUUGUCCGGCUCAAGAAGCAUGGGAUGCGCUUCGAGAUCGCCUGCUACAAGAACAAAGUCCUAUCUUGGCACUCUGGCGUCGAGCAGGAUGUGGAUGAAGUACUCCAGUCGCAUACUGUGUAUUCAAACGUUUCAAAAGGAGUUCUUGCCAAGUCAAAAGACCUAAUGAAAUCCUUUGGGACAGAUGAUCAGACAAAAAUAUGUUUGGAGAUUUUGGAUAGAGGAGAGCUUCAAGUUGCUGGAAAGGAGAGGGACAUCCAAUUCGCAAGUCAGUUUCGAGAUAUUGCCACAAUUGUUAUGCAGAGGACGAUCAAUCCUGAAACUCAACGCCCUUAUACUAUUAGCAUGAUUGAACGACUAAUGCAUGAAAUUCACUUCGCUGUUGAGCCAAAUAGCAACUCAAAGAAGCAGGCACUGGAAGUUAUACGUGAACUUCAAAAGCAUUUUCCAAUAAAAAGAGCUCCUAUGAGGCUCAGAUUCAUCAUCACUGAACAGAAUGUUUCUUCGCUCGUGGAAAAGCUCAAUGCAUGGAAUGCUAGUAUCGUUUCAAGGGAUGAAUCUGCAAGUGAAAUAUCUGUUGUAUGUGAAAUUGAACCAGGAUUCUACCGGGACUGUGAAGCCUCGGCAAGAAACUUGCAGGGGAGAGUGGAAGUUCUUGCAUAUUCAGUGCAUGCUGAAGGGGAUACCCAAGUGGACCAUUAUGAUGAUCGCGAGGACAUCCCAUCCCGGUCUGAACCCGAUUCGGUAGUCCAGCUAAGUGAGAGGAUGCAGAAACAGACACUCACGUCUAAAAAGGAGAGCACGGAGGAGGAAGUAAAGCAGAACAAGUGCAGCACAUGCAAUGCGUUGGUAGGGGCCGCAAAGCAGUACAGGGAGCACUUCAAGAGCGACUGGCACUCUUAUUCUUUGGGAUGUUCUAAGUGGAGAGAAGAUAGCACAUACAACUCUGCAGCAUACAGUUCUACAAGCUCGUCUUCAUCCUGGUUCCUCGACUCCAUCUAUUUGCCUGGCCUGCCCUUUCUCAUCAUCUCCCAUGAUGGAUUAAAGAUGCUUGAUGAAUUGAAUGAGAGCUUCAGUGAACCAGAUGAUGUGGAGAAAUUGAAGGCUGUUGGAUCGAAGUGCUUGGAACUUCUCCAUAAGUUUCAAGAUUCCAUCACUAGGGUCCAGUGGAAAGCACCUUGUUUUAGUGGUGAUGGAGAGUGGGCGAUUGGUGGUGCUGCAAGUAGAGGAGAGCACAAAAUUUAUAUAUGGGAUAGGGCCGGGCAUCUUGUUAAAAUUCUUGAAGGCCCAAAAGAAGCAUUGAUGGAUUUGGCAUGGCAUCCUGUUCAUCCGAUUAUCAUUUCUGUUUCUUUGACUGGCUUGGUUUAUAUAUGGGCUAAAGACUAUACUGAAAACUGGAGUGCGUUUGCUCCAGAUUUCAAAGAGCUUGAGGAGAAUGAGGAGUGAGUCGAACGAGAAGAUGAAUUUGAUUUGGUGCCUGAAACUGAAAAGGUGAAAGAACCAGAUGUUCAUGAAGAUGAUGAAGUUGAUGUUCUGACUGUGGAGAGGUCAGCUUUUAGUGACUCAGAUAUGUCCCAGGAGGAACUGUGCUUUUUGCAUGCAGUUCCUUGUCUCAAUGGUCCCGAGCAGCAAGACAAGUGUGUUGGCAGUUAUUCCAAGUUGCCAGAUGGUAACCAUUCUGGAUCGCCACUUUCAGUAGAGGCUGGUCAGAAUGGAAAUGGGAGCAACCAUAAUUCAAGCCCCCUCGAACCCAUGGAGAAUUCAACUGCCGAGGACACAGACGGAGCGCGAUUAAAAAGAAAACGCAGGCCUUCGGAGAAGGGGCUGGAAUUGCAGGCAGAGAAGGUCAAGAAACCUAUGAAACCUUUGAAACCGUCUGGUCGAUUGCCGAAAACUAAACAAGCUGUGAUUGAUCUGGAUUCUAGUAAUGGUGUAUAUGGAGACGAUGGUUCUGAUUGAUUCAAUCAAAUUGCAAAUUCUCAUUUCAUUUUCA
This is a messenger RNA of Syzygium oleosum, 2198 nucleotides long. RefSeq lists its product as uncharacterized. Gene Ontology annotation, biological process: ribosome biogenesis; cytosolic ribosome assembly. NCBI's taxonomy places the organism in Eukaryota, Viridiplantae, Streptophyta, Magnoliopsida, Myrtales, Myrtaceae. Gene Ontology annotation, molecular function: protein binding. The record is from RefSeq and is a predicted model, not a curated record.